CUGCUCAGCCCAGAGGAGCAGCCACACAGAAAAAAAAGAAGUUAAAAUCAACUUAGAGCUGAGGAGGGAGGGAGAGAGGGGUGAGAAAACGCCCUGGAAACUCGGUUGAUCGAGAAAUAGGAAAAGAGUGACAGAAUCCCUUCAGACUGCAAAGUUGAGACUGGAAGAAGUGCUUUUUCUUGGGCUGGGGAGAAGGGGAGAGGACACGUUUUCAAGGAUGCUCAAGCUGGUGUGAGGCUUCUUGGGCGCAAAGACUGCGCACAGAAGUCAAGAAUCGAAAAACCGAAGCAUCAGACUGAAGCCCUUGGCUUUGCUUGAGCAAUCCGAGGAAAACCAAGGUAGAGUUUCCAUCACACCAGGGCUUGAAUAGAAGAACACAAAACAAGAUGGCUGAAGAGGAGGAAACUAGGGAGGUGCUCUUUCCAGACUGGGAGGGUCCAGACAAAACUGGCUUAACCAUUGAACAGACAAGGGAAGGAGAGAUCUUUGUCAAGGAGGUGAAAGGAGAGUCACCUGCAGCACGGUCUGGAAAAGUAUAUGAAGGUGACCAGAUUGUGGGCGCUACUAUCUACUUUGAUAACAUGAGCUCAGAAGAAACAGCUGAGCUACUGAAGACAUUGAACCGUCACAAGGUUGGACUGAAACUACAAAACAAAGGAGACAAAUCCCCUUGCUGCUCACCCCUGAGCACACCAUGUCGUUCACCAAUGGGCACCCUGACAUGGGAAGGGAAGACCCGAUUUGGAGGUUCCAGUCCAGACAUCAUCCUUAGUGGGGAUGAUGAGGACUAUAAGAGAAUAUACACAAAAAAAAUAAAACCAAGGCUGAAGUCUGAAGAUCUUGCAGAGGGAGUAGAUGUGCGCACAGAGCGGCAUAGCAGCACAAGCAGCGAUGGCAGCACAAUUACCACCAUCACCCGCCGCAUCACUACCUACACUGUGGAUAUGCCAGGUGGCAUAAGUGAGCAACUUGAACUUUCAAGCCCAGAGUUCAAGGGGCUAAGACAUGAAUCUGGGGAUGGCUGUCCUCGUAUCAGAAUCUCACAUGGCAGCCCUUCAGGUAAAGUGGGAACAGAAGAGGGAGUUUUUGAGUCAAGCAAUGUCUCUUACACAGGGCCACAAUUUAGCUCCACAGAGACACACUUGGGCACUGGGGGAGUUCAGACCACAACAAUUACAAGAGAGAUAGAAAGAGAAAGAGGUACAGGUCUUAGAUUUAAAGGGCCUAACUUUGGAAUAACAGGGGGUAAAGGCUUUGAGAUCUCAAGAGGGAGUGGAGAGCAUGGAGAUGGAAGCAUUCAGGUGUCAGAAACAAGCAUGACAAUAAGAGAUAGCACAAACACUGGUAGUAGGCAUGUUACAAAAGGAGAGUUGGGAGGUGCAGAGGCAAUCUCAACUGAUGAGAAUGGAGGGUCAGUUAGUCUGUCUUUACCAGGAAAAAGCAUGCAGAUUAUGACUACAUCAAUGGACAAAACACAAGAGGGAAGUGUUGACACCAGUUUAGGUGAGAGGACAAAGGUGAAGGUAUCUGGAAUUACCAUCAGUCACCCGCAGGCAAAGGAAUCAGGUAGUAUUCAUAUUCCAAAUGUCACACAUGAUGGAGGUUCCAUGGAUAUUGAUACUGAAUUGAGAGGAAGCAGGAUAGGAGGAUCAGUACCAACAUUAGGCUAUGAUACCUCAGGAUAUUCCUCAGGGCCAGGCAAGGUUUCAAUGGCGGGUGUGGAUGUGAACCUUACAGGUUCAAAGUUGAAAAGUGAGGUUGAUGUCAACCUGCCAAGCUCAAAGGGAGGAAUAAAAGCAUCAGGAAUAGACACUGAAACUGAGGACACUGUAAAAAUGUCAAAAAUCAAGAUGCCUGCAUUUGGAAUGAAAGGAAUCAAGAAAGAGGGAACUAGUGUUGAAGUUAAACUCAGUGGUGAGACAGAUAUGUCAGUACCGGUGACACAUGAAGAGGUGCGAAAACCUGAAAUAGAAAUCAAAGGUACACAUAUGCUAAUCAAAGGUCCCAGUGCUAACAUUGAAGGACCAGCUAUCAAAGCUCCUAAGGUUGACAUUAAAAUGCCAGAAGCUGUUGUUGAAAGCACUGAUGUGAAAAUAAAAGGACCCAAGUUCAAUUUGCCAUCCAUAUCAGGAUCAAAGAUGUCAGAUUUGGAAAUAGGUAAAGUCAAAGGAGAUAUGGAUGUAUCAGUUCCACAGAUUAAGGGAGAGAUAAAAGGUCCAGAAGUUGAUGCAAAUAUGUCAGCUCCAAAGAUUCAAGGUGAAAUAAAAGCUCCAAGAGUGGAUAUUGAAGGACCAGAUGUUGACAUUGAGUGUCCUAGUGGUAAUAUCAAAGGAUCAAAAUUUAAAGUGCCAUCAAAAAUCUCCAUGCCAGGUGUGGAUUUAGGUGUCAAAGGUCCAAAACUCAAGGGUGAUAUGGAUAUCUCAGGCCCAAAGAUAGAGGGAGACAUAAAAACACCUGAUGUUGACAUCAAAGGUCCAAAGAUCAAUAUUGAAGGACCAAAGGGUGGAUUUGAAAUGCCUAAAAUCAAAAUGCCAUCAUUUGGCUUGAAGGGUCAAAAAAUGGAAGGUCCAGAUAUUGAUAUAAACCUUCCCAAAGCUAACAUUGAUGUGAAAGCACCUGCUGUUGACAUGGAAGUACCAGAGGUUGAUGUUAAAGAACCUAAUGUGAAACUUAAAGGACCCAAAUUUAACAUGCCAACUGUUUCAGGACCGGAAAUCUCCAUGCCAGGUGUGGAUAUCAAUCUGAAAGGUCCCAAACUCAAAGGUGACAUGGAUGUGUCAGCUUCAAACAUAAAAACACCUGAUGUUGACAUCAAAGGUCCAGAGGUAAAUAUUGAAGGGCCAAAGGGAGGAUUUGAAAUGCCAAAAAUCAAAAUGCCAUCAUUUAACAUUAAAGGUCCAAAAGCAGAAGGUUCAGAUUUAGAUCUUAACCUUCCCAAAACUGGAGCUGAUAUAAAGACCCCUAAAGUCGACAUUAAAGCCCCAGAGAUUGACAUUGAGGGACCUGAUGCAAAAAUCAAAGGACCCAAACUGAAGAUGCCCUCCAUAACUGGACCAAAGAUGCCUGAUUUUGACAUCAAACUAAAAGGUCCCAAGGUUGAAGGAGAUGUGAAUGUUUCAGUUCCAAAAGUUGAAGGAGACAUAAAAGCACCAGAGGUGGAUUUUGAAGGACCAGAUGUUGACAUUGAGGGCAAUAAGGGUGGAUUUAAAAUGCCUAAAUUCAAAAUUCCAUCAUUUGGCAUUAAAGGUCCAAAAGUGGAAGGACCAGAAGUUGAUGUAAACCUUCCCAAAGCAAAAAUUGAUGUGAAAGCACCUGAAGUUGAUGUGAAAGUACCAGAGGUUGACAUCGAAGGACCUGAUGCAAAACUCAAAGGACCCAAAUUCAACAUGCCAACCAUUUCAGGACCGAAACUUUCCAUGCCAGAUGUGGAUUUCAAUCUGAAAGGUCCCAAACUCAAAGGUGAUGUGGAUGUGUCAGCUCCAAGGAUAGAGGGAGACAUAAAAACACCUGAUUUUGACAUCAAAGGGCCAAAGGUUGAAAUUGAAGGGCCAAAGGGUGGGUUUGAAAUGCCAAAAAUCAAAAUGCCAUCAUUUAACAUUAAAGGUCCAAAGGUGGAGGGCCCAGAUGUGGAUCUCAACCUUCCCAAAGCUAACAUUGAUGUCAAAGCACCUGAUGUUGACAUUAAAAGUCCAGAGGUUGACAUUGAAGGACCAAACGCAAAACUCAAAGGACCCAAAUUCAACAUGCCAACCAUUUCAGGACCGAAACUUUCCAUGCCAGAUGUGGAUUUCAAUCUGAAAGGUCCCAAACUCAAAGGUGAUGUGGAUGUGUCAGCUCCAAAGAUUGAGGGAAACAUAAAAACACCUGAUGUUGACAUCAAAGGGCCAAAGGUUGAUAUUGAAGGUCCAAAGGGUGGAUUUGAAAUGCCAAAAAUCAAAAUGCCAUCAUUUAACAUUAAAGGUCCAAAAGUGGGGGCCCCAGAUGUGGAUCUCAACCUUCCCAAAGCUAACAUCGAUGUCAAAGCACCUGACAUUGAUGUUAAAGGGCCAGAGGUUGACAUUGAAGGACCAAAUGCGAAAUUGAAAGGACCCAAAUUCAACAUGCCAACCAUUUCAGGACCGAAACUUUCCAUGCCAGAUGUGGAUUUCAAUCUGAAAGGUCCCAAACUCAAAGGUGAUGUGGAUGUGUCAGCUCCAAAGAUAGAGGGAGACAUAAAAACACCUGAUGUUGACAUCAAAGGGCCAAAGGUUGAAAUUGAAGGGCCAAAGGGUGGAUUUGAAAUGCCAAAGAUCAAAAUGCCAUCAUUUGGCUUGAAAGGAAAACAAGUAGAGGGUCCAGAUAUUGAUGUACACCUCCCCAAAGGUAACAUUGACAUGAAAGCACCUGACGUUGACAUUAAAGCUCCAGAAAUUGACAUUGAGGGCCCUGAUGCAGAAAUCAAAGGACCCAAACUCAAGAUGCCAUCCAUAAAAGGACCAAAGAUGCCUGAUUUUGACAUCAAACUAAAAGGUCCCAAAGUCGAGGGAGAUGUGGAUGUUUCAGUUCCAAAGAUUGAAGGAGACAUAAAAGCUCCAGGGGUCGAUAUUGAAGGAGUGGAUGUGGACAUUGAGGGCCAUAAAGGUGGAUUUAAAAUGCCUAAAUUCAAAAUGCCAUCAUUUGGCUUGAAAGGUCCAAAAGUGGAAGGACCAGAGGUUGAUGUGAACCUUCCCAAAGCUAACAUUGAUGUCAAAACACCUGACGUUGAUGUGAAAGUACCAGAAGUUGACUUUGAAGGACCUGACGCAAAACUCAAAGGACCCAAAUUCAACAUGCCAACCAUUUCAGGACCAAAACUUUCCAUGCCAGAUGUGGAUUUCAAUCUGAAAGGGCCCAAACUCAAAGGUGAUGUGGAUGUGUCAGCUCCAAAGAUAGAGGGAGACAUAAAAACACCUGAUGUUGAUAUCAAAGGUCCAGAAGUCAAUAUUGAAGGUCCAAAGGGUGGAUUUGAAAUGCCAAAGAUCAAAAUGCCAUCAUUUGGCUUGAAAGGAAAACAAGUGGAGGGUCCAGAUAUUGAUGUAAACCUUCCCAAAGGUAACAUUGACGUGAAAGCACCUGACAUUGACAUUAAAGCUCCAGAAAUUGACAUUGAGGGCCCUGAUGCAGAAAUCAAAGGACCCAAACUCAAGAUGCCAUCCAUAAAAGGACCAAAGAUGCCUGAUUUUGACAUCAAACUAAAAGGUCCCAAAGUCGAGGGAGAUGUGGAUGUUUCAGUUCCAAAGAUUGAAGGAGACAUAAAAGCUCCAGGGGUCGAUAUUGAAGGAGUGGAUGUGGACAUUGAGGGCCAUAAAGGUGGAUUUAAAAUGCCUAAAUUCAAAAUGCCAUCAUUUGGCUUGAAAGGUCCAAAAGUAGAAGGACCAGAAGUUGAUGUAAACCUUCCCAAAGGAAAAAUUGAUGUGAAAGCACCUGACGUUGAUGUGAAAGUACCAGAAGUUGACAUCGCAGGACCUGACGCAAAAGUCAAAGGACCCAAAUUCAACAUGCCAACCAUUUCAGGACCGAAACUUUCCAUGCCAGAUGUGGAUUUCAAUCUGAAAGGUCCCAAACUCAAAGGUGAUGUGGAUGUGUCAGCUCCAAGGAUAGAGGGAGACAUAAAAACACCUGAUGUUGACAUCAAAGGGCCAAAGGUUGAUAUUGAAGGGCCAAAGGGUGGAUUUGAAAUGCCAAAGAUCAAAAUGCCAUCAUUUGGCUUGAAAGGAAAACAAGUAGAGGGUCCAGAUAUUGAUUUAAACCUUCCCAAAGGUAACAUUGACGUGAAAGCACCUGACGUUGACAUUAAAGUUCCAGAAAUUGACAUUGAGGGCCCUGAUGCAGAAAUCAAAGGACCCAAACUCAAGAUGCCAUCCAUAAAAGGACCAAAGAUGCCUGAUUUUGACAUCAAACUAAAAGGUCCUAAAGUCGAGGGAGAUGUGGAUGUUUCAGUUCCAAAGAUUGAAGGAGACAUAAAAGCUCCAGGGGUCGAUAUUGAAGGAGUGGAUGUGGACAUUGAGGGCCAUAAAGGUGGAUUUAAAAUGCCUAAAUUCAAAAUGCCAUCAUUUGGCUUGAAAGGUCCAAAAGUGGAAGGACCAGAAGUUGAUGUGAACCUUCCCAAAGCUAACAUUGAUGUCAAAACACCUGACAUUGACAUUAAAGGGCCAGAGGUUGACAUGGAAGGACCAAACGCAAAACUCAAAGGACCCAAAUUCAACAUGCCAACUAUUUCAGGACCGAAACUUUCCAUGCCAGAUGUGGAUUUCAAUCUAAAAGGUCCCAAACUCAAAGGUGAUGUGGAUGUGUCAGCUCCAAAGAUAGAAGGAGACAUAAAAACACCUGAUUUUGACAUCAAAGGGCCAAAGGUUGAUAUUGAAGGGCCAAAGGGUGGGUUUGAAAUGCCAAAAAUCAAAAUGCCAUCAUUUAACAUUAAAGGUCCAAAAGUGGAGGGCCCAGAUAUGGAUCUCAAUCUUCCCAAAGCUGACAUUGAUGUCAAAGCACCUGACGUUGACAUUAAAGGGCCAGAGGUUGACAUUGAAGGACCAAAUGCAAAACUCAAAGGACCCAAAUUUAACAUGCCAACCAUUUCAGGACCGAAACUUUCCAUGCCAGAUGUGGAUUUCAAUCUGAAAGGUCCCAAACUCAAAGGUGAUGUGGAUGUGUCAGCUCCAAAGAUAGAGGGAGACAUAAAAACACCUGAUUUUGACAUCAAAGGGCCAAAGGUUGAUAUUGAAGGGCCAAAGGGUGGAUUUGAAAUGCCUAAAAUCAAAAUGCCAUCAUUUAACAUUAAAGGUCCUAAAGUGGAGGGCCCAGAUGUGGAUCUCAACCUUCCCAAAGCUAACAUUGAUGUCAAAGCACCUGAUGUUGACAUUAAAAGUCCAGAGGUUGACAUUGAAGGACCAAAUGCAAAACUCAAAGGACCCAAAUUCAACAUGCCAACCAUUUCAGGACCGAAACUUUCCAUGCCAGAUGUGGAUUUCAAUCUGAAAGGUCCCAAACUCAAAGGUGAUGUGGAUGUGUCAGCUCCAAAGAUUGAGGGAGACAUACAAACACCAGAUAUUGGCAUCAAAGGGCCAAAAGUUGAUAUUGAAGGUCCAAAGAGUGGGUUUGAAAUACCAAAAAUCAAAAUGCCAUCAUUUAACAUUAAAGGUCCAAAAGUGGAGGGCCCAGAUGUGGAUCUCAACCUUCCCAAAGCUAACAUUGAUGUCAAAGCACCUGACAUUGACAUUAAAGGGCCAGAGGUUGACAUUGAAGGACCAAACGCAAAACUCAAAGGACCCAAAUUCAACAUGCCAACCAUUUCAGGACCGAAACUUUCCAUGCCAGAUGUGGAUUUCAAUCUGAAAGGUCCCAAACUCAAAGGUGAUGUGGAUGUGUCAGCUCCAAAGAUUGAGGGAAACAUAAAAACACCUGAUGUUGACAUCAAAGGGCCAAAGGUUGAUAUUGAAGGUCCAAAGGGUGGAUUUGAAAUGCCAAAAAUCAAAAUGCCAUCAUUUAACAUUAAAGGUCCAAAAGUGGAGGGUCCAGAUGUGGACCUCAACCUUCCCAAAGCUAACAUUGAUGUCAAAGCACCUGACGUUGACAUUAAAGGGCCAGAAGUUGACAUUGAAGGACCAAAUGCAAAACUCAAAGGACCCAAGUUCAACAUGCCAACCAUUUCAGGACCGAAACUUUCCAUGCCAGAUGUGGAUUUCAAUCUGAAAGGUCCCAAACUCAAAGGUGAUGUGGAUGUGUCAGCUCCAAAGAUUGAGGGAGACAUAAAAACACCUGAGGUUGACAUAAAAGGUCCUAAUGUUGAUUUAAAAUCUCCAGGGGGACAUUUUGUUGGGCCAAAAAUGAAGUUACCAAAAAUUUCUGGACCGAAAAUAUCACUGCCAGAUGUUGACAUCAAUCUGAAGGGGCCAAAAGUAAAGGGUGAUAUGGAAGGGGACAUUCAAUUGCCGAAAGUUGAACUUGAGGGACCCAAUGUGACUGCUGAUGUUCCAGACAUUGGCACAAAGAAAUCAAAAUUUAAAAUGCCAAAGUUUGGAUUUAAGGGUCCAAAGGCAAAGGCCCCAGAAACCGAUGUAAAGUUGGGACAAGGAGACAUCAGCAUCAAAGGGAAGACUGGUAGUUCUGAGGGUCUUGAUGUUGAUGUGAGUAUGACUGGCCCAAAAGCUAAAGGAUCCAAAUUCAAGAUGCCAAAAUUUGGUUUCAAAGGACCAAAGGUUGAAAUGCCGGACACUGAUAUUAAUCUUCCCAAAGCUGGGGCUGAAAUCAAAAUUCCAGAUGUUGACAUGGAAGGACCAGAUGUUGACAUUGACAGUCCUAGUGGUAAAAUCAAGGGACCAAAAUUCAAGAUGCCACAUAUCUCAGGACCAAAAAUCUCCAUGCCAGAUGUAGAUUUCAAUCUUAAAGGUCCGAAACUCAAAGGAGAUGUGGAUGUGUCAGUUCCAAAGGUUGAAGGAGACCUAACAGCACCAGAAGUUGACAUCAAGGGUCCUCAGGUUGACAUUGAAGGGCCAAAGGGUGGAUUUGAAAUGCCUAAAAUCAAAAUGCCAUCUUUUGGCAUUAAGAGUCCUAACAUGGAGGGUCCUGAUGUUGCAAUUGAUCUUCCAAAAGCUGAUAUGAAAGUCAAACCUUCUGAAAUUAACAUUAAAGCCCCAGAUGUUGAUGUUGAAGGUCCUGAUGCAAAAUUGAAAGGACCCAAAUUAAAGUUGCCAUCCAUAUCAGCACCCAAGAUGCCAGAAUGGGAUAUCAAUCUGAAAGGACCCAAGCUGAAGGGAGAUGUAAAUGUGACAGGUCCAAAGAUUGAAGGUGAUAUAGAGGCUCCUAAAGUAGACAUUGAAGCACCAGAUAUUGACAUUGCAAGUCCCAGUGGUAAGAUUAAGGGGCCAAAAAUGAAAAUGCCAACCAUUUCAGGGCCUAAAAUUUCCUUACCAGAUGUGGAUUUCAAUCUGAAAGGACCAAAACUGAAAGGCGACGUUGAUGUGUCACGUCCAAAGAUUGGAGGAGACAUAACAGCACCUGAAUUUGACAUCAAAGGUCCAGAGAUGGAUAUUGAAGGCCCUGACGCAAAAAUCAAAGGGCCAAAAUUCAAAGUUCCAAACAUUACAGGACCAAAACUCUCCAUGCCAGAUGUGGAUUUCAAUCUAAAAGGUCCCAAACUCAAAGGUGAUGUGGAUGUGUCAGUUCCAAAGAUUGAAGGAGACCUAACAGCACCAGAUAUUGACAUCAAGGGUCCUCAGGUUGAUAUUGAAGGACCAAAGGGAGGAUUUGAGAUGCCCAAAAUAAAAAUGCCAUCAUUUGGCAUCAAAGGUCCAAAAGUGGAGGGUCCAGAUGUCGAUAUCAACCUUCCAAAAGCUAAUAUCGAUGUCGAGGCACCUGAAUUUAAUGUUAAAGGGCCAAAAGUUGAUCUUGAAGUCCCUGAUGCAAAAGUCAAAGGACCUAAAUUCAAACUGCCAUCAAUAUCAGGACCUACAAUGCCAGACUGGGAUAUUAAUCUGAAAGGGCCCAAGGUAAAGGGAGAUGUGGAUGUGUCAGUUCCGAAGAUCGAAGGAGACAUACAGGCUCCUGAAGUUGACAUUGAAGGACCAGAUGUUAAUAUUGAGGGCCACAAAGGAGGAUUUAAAAUGCCUAAAUUCAAAAUGCCAUCCUUUGGUUUGAAAGGUCCAAAUGUUGAAGGCCCAGACGUCGAUGUCAAUCUUCCAAAAGGUGACAUCGAUAUUAAAGGCCCUGAAUUGGACAUCAAAGGACCAGAUGUUGACAUUGACAGUCCUAGUGGAAAGAUCAAAGGAUCAAAAUUUAAGAUGCCACAUAUCUCAGGACCUAAACUCUCUAUGCCAGAUGUGGAUUUCAAUCUAAAAGGUCCCAAACUCAAAGGUGAUGUGAAUGUGUCAGUUCCAAAGAUUGAAGGAGAACUAACAGCACCAGAUGUUGACAUAAAGGGUCCUCAGGUUGAUAUUGAAGGACCAAAGGGAGGAUUUGAGAUGCCUAAAAUAAAAAUGCCAUCAUUUGGCAUCAAAGGUCCAAAAGUGGAGGGUCCAGAUGUCGAUAUCAACCUUCCAAAAGCUAAUAUCAAUGUUGAGGCACCUGAAUUUGACGUUAAAGGGCCAAAAGUUGAUCUUGAAGGCCCUGAUGCAAAACUCAAAGGACCUAAAUUCAAACUGCCAUCAAUAUCAGGACCCACAAUGCCAGACUGGGAUAUUAAUCUGAAAGGGCCCAAGGUAAAGGGAGAUGUAGAUGUGUCAGUUCCGAAGAUCAAGGGAGACAUACAGGCGCCUGAACUUGACAUUGAGGGACCAGAUGUUGACAUUGAGGGCCACAAAGGAGGAUUUAAAAUGCCUAAAUUUAAAAUGCCAUCCUUUGGUUUGAAAGGUCCAAAUGUUGAAGGCCCAGACGUCGAUGUCAAUCUUCCAAAAGGUGACAUUGAUAUUAAAGGCCCUGAAUUGGACAUUAAAGGACCAGAUGUUGACAUUGACAGUCCUAGUGGAAAGAUCAAAGGACCAAAAUUCAAAAUGCCACAUAUCUCAGGACCGAAGAUCACCAUGCCAGAUGUUGAUUUCAAUCUGAAAGGUCCCAAACUCAAAGGUGAUAUGGAUGUGUCAGUUCCAAAGAUUGAAGGAGAACUAACAGCACCAGAUGUUGACAUCAAGGGUCCUCAGGUUGAUAUUGAAGGACCAAAGGGAGGAUUUGAGAUGCCCAAAAUAAAAAUGCCAUCAUUUGGCAUCAAAGGUCCAAAAGUGGAGGGUCCAGAUGUCGAUAUCAACCUUCCAAAAGCUAAUAUCGAUGUUGAGGCACCUGAAUUUGAUGUUAAAGGGCCAAAAGUUGAUCUUGAAGGCCCUGAUGCAAAACUCAAAGGACCUAAAUUCAAACUGCCAUCAAUAUCAGGACCCACAAUGCCAGACUGGGAUAUUAAUCUGAAAGGGCCCAAGGUAAAGGGAGAUGUGGAUGUGUCAGUUCCAAAGAUUGAGGGAGACCUACAGGCUCCUAAAGUAGAUAUUGAAGGACCAGAUGUUAAUAUCGAGGGCCAUAAAGGAGGAUUUAAAAUGCCUAAAUUCAAAUUGCCAUCCUUUGGCUUGAAAGGUCCAAAUGUUGAAGGCCCAGAUGUUGAUGUCAAUCUUCCAAAAGGUGACAUUGAUAUUAAAGGCCCUGAAUUGGACAUCAAAGGACCAGAUGUUGACAUUGACAGUCCUAGUGGAAAGAUCAAGGGACCAAAGUUCAAGAUGCCACAUAUCUCGGGACCAAAACUCUCUAUGCCGGAUGUGGAUUUCAAUCUGAAAGGUCCCAAACUCAAAGGUGAUAUGGAUGUGUCAGUUCCAAAGAUUGAAGGAGAACUAACAGCACCAGAUGUUGACAUCAAGGGUCCUCAGGUUGAUAUUGAAGGACCAAAGGGAGGAUUUGAGAUGCCCAAAAUAAAAAUGCCAUCAUUUGGCAUCAAAGGUCCAAAAGUGGAGGGUCCAGAUGUCGAUAUCAACCUUCCAAAAGCUAAUAUCGAUGUUGAGGCACCUGAAUUUGAUGUUAAAGGGCCAAAAGUUGAUCUUGAAGUCCCUGAUGCAAAAGUCAAAGGACCUAAAUUCAAACUGCCAUCAAUAUCAGGACCCACAAUGCCAGACUGGGAUAUUAAUCUGAAAGGGCCCAAGGUGAAGGGAGAUGUGGAUGUGUCAGUUCCGAAGAUCGAAGGAGACAUACAGGCUCCUGAACUUGACAUUGAAGGACCAGAUGUCAAUAUUGAGGGCCACAAAGGAGGGUUUAAAAUGCCUAAAUUCAAAAUGCCAUCCUUUGGUUUGAAAGGACCAAAUAUUGAAGGUCCAGACGUCGAUGUCAAUCUUCCAAAAGGUGACGUUGAUAUUAAAGGCCCUGAAUUGGACAUCAAAGGACCAGAUGUUGACAUUGACAGUCCUAGUGGAAAGAUCAAAGGACCAAAAUUCAAGAUGCCACAUAUCUCAGGACCUAAACUCUCCAUGCCAGAUGUGGAUUUCAAUCUGAAAGGUCCCAAACUCAAAGGUGAUGUGGAUGUGUCAGUUCCAAAGAUUGAAGGAGACCUAACAGCACCAGAUAUUGACAUCAAGGGUCCUCAGGUUGAUAUUGAAGGACCAAAGGGAGGAUUUGAGAUGCCCAAAAUAAAAAUGCCAUCAUUUGGCAUCAAAGGUCCAAAAGUGGAGGGUCCAGAUGUCGAUAUCAACCUUCCAAAAGCUAAUAUCGAUGUUGAGGCACCUGAAUUUGAUGUUAAAGGGCCAAAAGUUGAUCUUGAAGUCCCUGAUGCAAAAGUCAAAGGACCUAAAUUCAAACUGCCAUCAAUAUCAGGACCCACAAUGCCAGACUGGGAUAUUAAUCUGAAAGGGCCCAAGGUAAAGGGUGAUGUGGAUGUGUCAGUUCCGAAGAUUGAGGGAGACAUACAGGCUCCUGAACUUGACAUUGAGGGACCAGAUGUUAAUAUCGAGGGCCAUAAAGGAGGAUUUAAAAUGCCUAAAUUCAAAAUGCCAUCCUUUGGCUUGAAAGGUCCAAAUGUUGAAGGCCCAGACGUUGAUGUCAAUCUUCCAAAAGGUGACGUUGAUAUUAAAGGCCCUGAAUUGGACAUCAAAGGACCAGAUGUUGACAUUGACAGUCCUAGUGGAAAGAUCAAAGGACCAAAAUUCAAGAUGCCACAUAUCUCAGGACCUAAACUCUCCAUGCCAGAUGUGGAUUUCAAUCUAAAAGGUCCCAAACUCAAAGGUGAUGUGGAUGUGUCAGUUCCAAAGAUUGAAGGAGACCUAACAGCACCAGAUAUUGACAUCAAGGGUCCUCAGGUUGAUAUUGAAGGACCAAAGGGAGGAUUUGAGAUGCCCAAAAUAAAAAUGCCAUCAUUUGGCAUCAAAGGUCCAAAAGUGGAGGGUCCAGAUGUCGAUAUCAACCUUCCAAAAGCUAAUAUCAAUGUUGAGGCACCUGAAUUUGACGUUAAAGGGCCAAAAGUUGAUCUUGAAGGCCCUGAUGCAAAACUCAAAGGACCUAAAUUCAAACUGCCAUCAAUAUCAGGACCCACAAUGCCAGACUGGGAUAUUAAUCUGAAAGGGCCCAAGGUAAAGGGAGAUGUGGAUGUGUCAGUUCCGAAGAUCGAAGGAGACCUAAAGGCUCCUGAACUUGACAUUGAGGGACCAGAUGUUAAUAUUGAGGGCCACAAAGGAGGAUUCAAAAUGCCUAAAUUUAAAAUGCCAUCCUUUGGCUUGAAAGGUCCAAAUGUUGAAGGCCCAGACGUUGAUGUCAAUCUUCCAAAAGGUGACGUUGAUAUUAAAGGCCCUGAAUUGGACAUCAAAGGACCAGAUGUUGACAUUGACAGUCCUAGUGGAAAGAUCAAGGGACCAAAGUUCAAGAUGCCACAUAUCUCGGGACCAAAACUCUCUAUGCCGGAUGUGGAUUUCAAUCUGAAAGGUCCCAAACUCAAAGGUGAUAUGGAUGUGUCAGUUCCAAAGAUUGAAGGAGAACUAACAGCACCAGAUGUUGACAUCAAGGGUCCUCAGGUUGAUAUUGAAGGACCAAAGGGAGGAUUUGAGAUGCCCAAAAUAAAAAUGCCAUCAUUUGGCAUCAAAGGUCCAAAAGUGGAGGGUCCAGAUGUCGAUAUCAACCUUCCAAAAGCUAAUAUCGAUGUUGAGGCACCUGAAUUUGAUGUUAAAGGGCCAAAAGUUGAUCUUGAAGUCCCUGAUGCAAAAGUCAAAGGACCUAAAUUCAAACUGCCAUCAAUAUCAGGACCCACAAUGCCAGACUGGGAUAUUAAUCUGAAAGGGCCCAAGGUAAAGGGAGAUGUGGAUGUGUCAGUUCCGAAGAUCGAAGGAGACAUACAGGCUCCUGAAAUUGACAUUGAGGGACCAGAUGUUAAUAUCGAGGGCCACAAAGGAGGAUUUAAAAUGCCUAAAUUCAAAAUGCCGUCCUUUGGUUUGAAAGGUCCAAAUGUUGAAGGCCCAGACAUCGAUGUCAAUCUUCCAAAAGGUGACGUUGAUAUUAAAGGCCCUGAAUUGGACAUCAAAGGACCAGAUGUUGACAUUGACAGUCCUAGUGGAAAGAUCAAAGGACCAAAAUUCAAGAUGCCACAUAUCUCAGGACCGAAACUCUCUAUGCCAGAUGUGGAUUUCAAUCUGAAAGGUCCCAAACUCAAAGGUGAUAUGGAUGUGUCAGUUCCAAAGGUUGAAGGAGACCUAACAGCACCAGAUAUUGACAUCAAGGGUCCCCAGGUUGAUAUUGAAGGACCAAAGGGAGGAUUUGAGAUGCCCAAAAUAAAAAUGCCAUCAUUUGGCAUCAAAGGUCCAAAAGUGGAGGGUCCAGAUGUCGAUAUCAACCUUCCAAAAGCUAAUAUUGAUGUUAAGGCACCUGAAUUUGACGUUAAAGGGCCAAAAGUUGAUCUUGAAGGCCCUGAUGCAAAACUCAAAGGACCUAAAUUCAAACUGCCAUCAAUAUCAGGACCCACAAUGCCAGACUGGGAUAUUAAUCUGAAAGGGCCCAAGGUAAAGGGAGAUGUAGAUGUGUCAGUUCCGAAGAUCAAGGGAGACAUACAGGCGCCUGAAGUUGACAUUGAGGGACCAGAUGUUGACAUUGAGGGCCACAAAGGAGGAUUUAAAAUGCCUAAAUUUAAAAUGCCAUCCUUUGGUUUGAAAGGUCCAAAUGUUGAAGGCCCAGACGUUGAUGUCAAUCUUCCAAAAGGUGACAUUGAUAUUAAAGGCCCUGAAUUGGACAUCAAAGGACCAGAUGUUGACAUUGACAGUCCUAGUGGAAAGAUCAAAGGACCAAAAUUCAAGAUGCCACAUAUCUCAGGACCUAAACUCUCCAUGCCAGAUGUGGAUUUCAAUCUGAAAGGUCCCAAACUCAAAGGUGAUAUGGAUGUGUCAGUUCCAAAGAUUGAAGGAGAACUAACAGCACCAGAUGUUGACAUCAAGGGUCCUCAGGUUGAUAUUGAAGGACCAAAGGGAGGAUUUGGGAUGCCCAAAAUAAAAAUGCCAUCAUUUGAUGUCAAAGGUCCAAAAUUGGAGGGUCCAGAUGUCGAUAUCAACCUUCCGAAAGCUAAUAUUGAUGUUAAGGUACCUGAAUUUGACGUUAAAGGGCCAAAAGUUGAUCUUGAAGGCCCUGAUGCAAAACUCAAAGGACCUAAAUUCAAAUUGCCAUCAAUAUCAGGACCCACAAUGCCAGACUGGGAUAUUAAUCUGAAAGGGCCCAAGGUAAAGGGAGAUGUGGAUGUGUCAGUUCCAAAGAUUGAGGGAGACCUACAGGCUCCUAAAGUGGAUAUUGAGGGACCAGAUGUUAAUAUUGAGGGCCACAAAGGAGGAUUUAAAAUGCCUAAAUUCAAAAUGCCAUCCUUUGGCUUGAAAGGUCCAAAUGUUGAAGGCCCAGACGUUGAUGUCAAUCUUCCAAAAGGUGACAUUGAUAUUAAAGGCCCUGAAUUGGACAUCAAAGGACCAGAUGUUGACAUUGACAGUCCUAGUGGAAAGAUCAAAGGAUCAAAAUUCAAGAUGCCACAUAUCUCAGGACCUAAACUCUCCAUGCCAGAUGUGGAUUUCAAUCUGAAAGGUCCCAAAUUCAAAGGUGAUGUGGAUGUGUCAGUUCCAAAGGUUGAAGGAGAACUAACAGCACCAGAUGUUGACAUCAAGGGUCCUCAGGUUGAUAUUGAAGGACCAAAGGGAGGAUUUGAGAUGCCCAAAAUAAAAAUGCCAUCAUUUGGCAUCAAAGGUCCAAAAGUGGAGGGUCCAGAUGUCGAUAUCAACCUUCCAAAAGCUAAUAUCGAUGUUGAGGCACCUGAAUUUGAUGUUAAAGGGCCAAAAGUUGAUCUUGAAGGCCCUGAUGCAAAAGUCAAAGGACCUAAAUUCAAACUGCCAUCAAUAUCAGGACCCACAAUGCCAGACUGGGACAUUAAUCUGAAAGGGCCCAAGGUGAAGGGAGAUGUGGAUGUGUCAGGUCCGAAAAUUGAAGGAGACAUACAGACUCCUGAAUUUGACAUUGAAGGACCAGAUGUUGACAUUGAGGGCCAUAAAGGAGGAUUUAAAAUGCCUAAAUUCAAAAUGCCAUCCUUUGGCUUGAAAGGUCCAAAUGUUGAAGGUCCAGACGUCGAUGUCAAUCUUCCAAAAGGUGACAUUGAUAUUAAAGGCCCUGAAUUGGACAUCAAAGGACCAGAUGUUGAUAUUGACAGUCAUAGUGGCAAGAUCAAGGGACCAAAAUUCAAGAUGCCUCAUAUCUCAGGACCUAAACUCUCUAUGCCAGAUGUGGAUUUCAAUCUGAAAGGUCCCAAACUCAAAGGUGAUAUGGAUGUGUCAGUUCCAAAGAUUGAAGGAGACCUAACAGCACCAGAUAUUGACAUCAAGGGUCCCCAGGUUGAUAUUGAAGGACCAAAGGGAGGAUUUGAGAUGCCCAAAAUAAAAAUGCCAUCAUUUGGCAUCAAAGGUCCAAAAGUGGAGGGUCCAGAUGUCGAUAUCAACCUUCCAAAAGCUAAUAUUGAUGUUAAGGUACCUGAAUUUGACGUUAAAGGGCCAAAAGUUGAUCUUGAAGGCCCUGAUGCAAAACUCAAAGGACCUAAAUUCAAACUGCCAUCAAUAUCAGGACCCACAAUGCCAGACUGGGAUAUUAAUCUGAAAGGGCCCAAGGUAAAGGGAGAUGUGGAUGUGUCAGUUCCAAAGAUUGAGGGAGACCUACAGGCGCCUGAACUUGACAUUGAGGGACCAGAUGUUGACAUUGAGGGCCACAAAGGAGGAUUUAAAAUGCCUAAAUUUAAAAUGCCGUCCUUUGGCUUGAAAGGUCCAAAUGUUGAAGGCCCAGACGUCGAUGUCAAUCUUCCAAAAGGUGACAUUGAUAUUAAAGGCCCUGAAUUUGACAUCAAAGGACCAGAUGUUGACAUUGACAGUCCUAGUGGGAAGAUCAAAGGACCAAAAUUCAAAAUGCCACAUAUCUCAGGACCGAAAAUCUCCAUGCCAGAUGUGGAUUUCAAUCUGAAAGGUCCCAAACUAAAAGGUGAUGUGGAUGUGUCAGUUCCAAAGAUUGAAGGAGAACUAACAGCGCCAGAUUUUGAUAUUAAACGGCCCAAGAUAAAGGGAGAUGUGGAUGUUUCAGUUCCAAAUAUUGAAGGAGACAUAAAACUUCACAAAGCCAAUAUUGAUGUAAACGUACCUGAUGUUGAUCUUAAGAGGCCAGACCUUGAUAUUCAUGGUCCUGAUGCUAAAAUCACAGGGACCAAAUUCAAAAUGCCAUCCAUUUCAGGACCCCACCUUUCCAUGCCAGAUGUAGAUUUCAAUCUUAAAGGUCCAAAACUCAAAUCUGAUGUGGAUGUGUCAGCUCCAAAGAUUGAAGGAGACAUAACAGCACCUGGUGUUGACAUCAAAGGUCCAGAGGUUGAUAUUAAAGGGCCUAAGGGUGGCUUUGACAUACCUAAAAUCAAAAUGCCAUCCUUUGGUUUUAAAGGUCCAAACAUGGAGGGUCCUGAUGUAGACAUAAACCUUCCAAAAUCCAACACUGACUUUGAAGUACCUGAUAUCAACCUGAAAGGUCCCAAAGUGAAAGGAAAGAUUGAUGCAUCAGUGCCCAAAUUGGAAGGUGAUAUCAAUGGUCCAAAUGCUAACAUUACAGUGCCCUCCAUCAGCAUGGAAGGUGCCUCUAUUGAUCUUGAAAGAACAGGUGUUACAUUUCCCAAAUUCAAAGGUCCUAAGUUUGGAAGGAAAUCCCCAGAAGUGGAGGGGCCUGAAUCCAUGGUUAAGACACCCACGUUCAGUGUGGGAGCAAAAGGCUCCAAAACAGACGUUAGUCUUCCUGGUACUGAGGCAAGUCUUGAUGCCCCCGAUAUUGACAUCAAUGUAAAGGGGAAGAAGGGUAAAUUUAAACUUCCUAAAGUAAAAGGAAAGGUCAAGAAACCUGAUGUUGACAUAGAAACACCAGCAGUAGAACUGGAUGUAGACACACCCAAUAUCCAUGUCAAAGAAACAAAGGUAAAGAAGCCUCUCUUUGGUAAGCUUCAUUUUCCUGAUGUGGAAUUUGAUAUCAUGUCACCAAAGGUGAAAGGUGAUGGAUCUUUAUCAUCAUCUGCUAGCUUGAACACUGCAAUUGAGGGUUCUGGUAUUGACAGUCCCAAUGUUAGUUUGGAGGGGCCAGAUGUGAAAUUAAAGACACCUAAUGUUAAAAUGUCAAAUGUGAAUGUGUCUACUCCUGAUGUUGAUACAAAUCUAAACAGACAAGGGGGGGCAACCAUGUCUGCCAGUUUUAAAGGCCAACAAAUGAAUGUGAAAGGUGGUGCUGAGAUGGAUGCAAGUAUUUCAGGGGGCAGUGCAACUACUGGCCUUCAGUACCCAGAGGGUACUGUAACAUUUCCCAAAAUUAAGGUGCCAAAGUUUGGUAUUGCUUUGCCCCAGUUGGAAGGCCAGAAGGGUGGAGGAAAUGUUGAAUCAGAACUUGCGGCUAGUGGUGGCAUAAACAUACAGCCUCAAUCUGUUAGUGGCCAUGUCAGUUCACAAAAUAUUGAGGUUCCCAGUCCAGAAUUGAGGCACAGGGAAGGCAAAGUAAAGGUCAAGAUGCCAAAAUUGUUUGGCAAAUCAAAAGCAAAGGGUAGUAGUGCAGGUGACCUUCGGGGACCAGAGGUAGAAUUGAGUACCAGUGGAAAAGGCAGUAAGGUCUCUAAAGACUUAAGUGUACAUAGUGGGGAACUGAUGGGUGGAAACAUGGAAUUAGAGGGUGAUCCUGGACUUAAUGUUUCACCCAAAGGCAAGUCAGCCUCACUGGAUCUAUUUAAGAAAUCAAGACAUCGAUCUUCUUCUCUGAGUGAUGAGGGGGGGCUUGCAGUUAGUUCCCCUUCAGCUCACUUAGAAUCAGAGGGUGGUGACAUUUCAUUAGACCUAGGAGGAGCCAAGGUGAAAGGAAAGAAAGGCAAGUUGAAGUUUGGCACUUUUGGAGGUUUUGGUUCAAAGUCAAAAGGCUCAUAUGAAGUGACACUUGGUGAGGACAGUGAAGCAGGAGUCGAGGGAAGUGCAGGUGUUUCUCUACCCUCUAAAAAGUCAAGAUUGUCUUCAUCUUCCAGUAGUGACAGUGGGUCAAGAGGUGGUUUCAGGUUCCCAAGAGUUGAACUAACUGUUUCACCAAAAAAAUGAUUAAUUAUGAGGCAAUUUAAACUUUCUCAUGUACACCCAAAUACCCUCUCCCAAUGGGGCAAAUCCUUCAAACUUCAGCUCUUUAAAACCAGAGGGGAAGUACACAAUCAUCUCAUUGUUGUAAACUAAGAGUAUUUUUCAUUAAUUAGACAAGAGUGCAUGAGAUUGUUUAAAGUCCCUUCAAACUGUAAAUAAGAUUAAUUUGUAUUGUAAUAAAUAUUGUUUUUUUGUACAUAGUCCAGAUUUAUUAAACAUAUACCAUCUCACCAAAUUUUCACUAAUAGUUUAUUACAGGGUUUGUCAUUUUGGCAUAUUUCAUUCUAUCAAAUGAAAGUUGUUAAUGAAUGGGUGUGGUAUAUUUGUAUCCAGGGGUCUAUUGCACAGAACAGAUAGUCACAAUAGCUUUUCUGAAGGAAAAUGUUGUUUAUACAUCCAUAAACAAAUAUAAACAGUUAUCAUUUUUUUAUGUAUGAAAUGAUUUUAUUUUCAAGCUUUGAUAUUAUAUAAUCAGUGCAGAAGCAUAUUUACGCAACAUAGAGCUGGCCCUGUAUAACAUAUUCUAAAGAGUGAUGGUGUUGUAUAGACCAUAAUUGCAAAGACAAUCACUGUUUGGAAACUAUCAACUCUCUAAAGUGCUGUCAGUGCCUUCCCAAUCUUUUUUAAAGUGAAUUUAUUCACCUUUAAAUUCUGUGCCAUUUACCAAAAGUAUGCAUUUGCUUCCUUUGUUUUUAAUCAUGUGUUGCUUCCUUUACUGUGCCAUUUUCUGUCUUAUUUGUUUUAUGAUUCUCUGUAUUUUUUUCUUUGUCACUCUCUUUGUACACACACUUCAUGAUUACGUGAAACAUGUCACAAAUAAACAGUCACUUUUUGAUGUCAUUUGUUUGCUAACAAAAUCUGUGUUGCAUGAGAGUUGCAUAGUUUUGAUCAGACAUGACAGAGAUAUAGAGAAUGAUUAUUUGGGUCUUUUCUUUUGUGUGCAUUCUGCCAAAUAAACUAAAUUAAAAAAGUUA
Messenger RNA from Thunnus maccoyii (southern bluefin tuna), 20077 nucleotides. RefSeq names its product AHNAK nucleoprotein (gene ahnak). NCBI's taxonomy places the organism in Eukaryota, Metazoa, Chordata, Actinopteri, Scombriformes, Scombridae. Gene Ontology annotation, cellular component: cytoplasm; nucleus. The transcript is spliced from 6 exons. The record is from RefSeq and is a predicted model, not a curated record. Bases 387 to 19067 code for a protein of 6226 amino acids. Gene Ontology annotation, molecular function: protein binding. Gene Ontology annotation, biological process: regulation of RNA splicing.